AAAGCAUCAAUUGACCAUCAUUUGCUGCGUAAGAUGUCAUCAUUGCUCCAUCGGUCGGGCCUCUUCAUCGCGUGCUAUCGUACGUUGUCUCCAGUAGUGUCCUUUCCCCGCAUGAUUGACACUCGCAUUCGCACUGGGUGGACUGGCGGUAUAAACUGCCCUGCACACUAG
Bipolaris victoriae FI3 is the source of this 171-nucleotide messenger RNA. RefSeq lists its product as hypothetical. The transcript has a single exon. Lineage: Eukaryota; Fungi; Ascomycota; Dothideomycetes; Pleosporales; Pleosporaceae. The record is from RefSeq and is a predicted model, not a curated record. The annotation marks the transcript as partial.